Drosophila bipectinata is the source of this 4650-nucleotide messenger RNA. RefSeq names its product Nitric oxide synthase (gene Nos). NCBI's taxonomy places the organism in Eukaryota, Metazoa, Arthropoda, Insecta, Diptera, Drosophilidae. Gene Ontology annotation, molecular function: NADP binding; calmodulin binding; flavin adenine dinucleotide binding. Gene Ontology annotation, biological process: nitric oxide biosynthetic process. The record is from RefSeq and is a predicted model, not a curated record.
CCACAGUGAACCAAUUGAGCACUGGCCGAAAAAGGAGACCGCACAAAACUUUUUCAACAGAAUUUAAUCAAAAACUUUGAGGGUAAAUUGUCCAAGUGGUUCACCUGUUGGCUGCAUUUUAAAUAAACGAGGCCAGCAAUCGGCAGUGGGAACAAGUGGCCCUGGACAAGAUGUCGCAGCAUUUCACAUCGAUACUUGAGAACCUGCGUUUUGUGGCCAUCAAACGUUCGACAAAUGCCCAGCAACAGCAACAACAGAAGCAGCAGCAACAGCAACAGCAACAGACGACAUGUGCAACACAACAACAAAAUAGCAUAAAAAUCAAAGCACAAACCACGCCAACGGUGAACGGCAAUGGACUCUUGUGCGCAAAUCUUGAGGGGGGCGGCAACUCACCGCCCCACCAUGAAGUGGACCAUUCUGGAGGAGCAGCAGGAGCUGGACAGGGAUCUGGUGCUGGGGGCGCCACUUCAAGUGGCGGCGGCACGCCAUUGAAGCACCACAAGCGCGCCAGCAUCUCCACAGCCUCGCCACCGAUUCGGGAACGUCGUGGUACAAACACAAGCAUUGUCGUGGAACUAGAUGGUGGUGGGAGCGGUGGUGCUGCCAGUGCCCAGGCUGUGGGUGGGUGUGCUGCCUCGGGCAGUGGCACCGCGUCGGGAAAAAGCUCUCGCGAACUCUCACCUUCGCCCAAAAACCAACAGCAGCCCAGAAAAAUGUCACAGGAUUAUCGGUCGCGUGCCGGCAGCUUCAUGCACCUGGACGAGGAGGGACGCAGCCUGCUAAUGCGAAAGCCGAUGCGACUGAAGAACAUCGAGGGCCGGCCGGAGGUCUACGAUACGCUACACUGCAAGGGUCGCGAGAUACUCUCCUGCUCGAAGGCCACCUGUACGAGUAGCAUCAUGAACAUUGGCAAUGCGGCCGUGGAGGCUCGUAAAACGGAUCUGAUCCUGGAACAUGCCAAGGACUUUCUCGAGCAGUAUUUCACAUCGAUUAAGCGUACAUCAUCCACCGCCCACGAGACUCGGUGGAAGCAGGUGCGCCAAAGCAUUGAGGCAACAGGACAUUAUCAGCUAACUGAAACCGAACUAAUUUAUGGAGCUAAAUUGGCUUGGAGGAACUCUUCGCGCUGCAUUGGCCGCAUUCAAUGGUCCAAGUUGCAGUGCUUUGACUGUCGUUAUGUGACAACUACCAGUGGCAUGUUUGAAGCAAUUUGCAACCACAUAAAAUAUGCAACAAAUAAAGGAAACCUGAGAUCGGCCAUUACGAUAUUCCCACAACGCACAGAUGCCAAACACGAUUACCGAAUCUGGAAUAAUCAAUUGAUAUCCUAUGCUGGCUAUAAGCAGGCUGAUGGCAAAAUCAUAGGAGAUCCCAUGAAUGUGGAGUUUACAGAGGUUUGCACCAAACUGGGCUGGAAGGGCAAGGGCAGCGAGUGGGACAUAUUGCCACUGGUGGUCUCGGCCAAUGGUCACGAUCCGGACUAUUUUGAUUACCCGCCGGAAUUGAUAUUGGAAGUGCCGCUGAGUCAUCCCAAAUUCGAAUGGUUCACGGAGCUGGGACUACGCUGGUACGCCCUGCCCGCCGUAUCCAGCAUGCUGUUCGAUGUGGGCGGAAUCCAGUUUACGGCGACCACAUUCAGCGGUUGGUACAUGUCGACGGAGAUUGGUUGCCGGAAUUUAUGCGACACAAAUCGCCGCAAUAUGUUGGAGACGGUGGCGCUGAAAAUGAAUUUGGACACCAGGACUCCCACAUCCUUGUGGAAGGACAAGGCCGUCGUUGAGAUGAACAUAGCUGUACUCCACUCCUACCAGAGCCGUAAUGUGACCAUUGUGGAUCACCACACAGCCAGCGAGAGCUUCAUGAAGCAUUUCGAGAACGAGUCCAAGUUGAGGAACGGCUGUCCCGCUGAUUGGAUUUGGAUCGUGCCGCCACUGUCGGGCUCCAUCACGCCCGUAUUCCAUCAGGAGAUGGCGCUGUACUACCUGAAGCCCUCGUUCGAAUACCAGGACCCCGCCUGGCGUACCCACAUCUGGAAGAAGGGGCGUGGCGAGAGCAAGGGCAAGAAGCCAAGACGUAAAUUCAAUUUUAAACAAAUCGCUAGGGCUGUGAAAUUUACAUCGAAAUUAUUUGGACGGGCCUUGUCGAAGCGAAUCAAGGCGACGGUGUUGUAUGCGACAGAAACUGGAAAAUCCGAGCAAUAUGCAAAGCAAUUAUGUGAACUUCUAGGACAUGCAUUCAAUGCACAGAUAUAUUGCAUGUCCGACUACGAUAUAUCCUCCAUUGAGCACGAGGCAUUGUUAAUUGUUGUGGCCUCUACCUUUGGCAACGGAGAUCCCCCCGAAAAUGGCGAGCAAUUUUCGCAGGAGUUGUAUGCGAUGCGUGUCCAGGAGUCUGGAGAGCAUGGAUUGCAGGACUCCAGCAUUGGCGUGUCCUCUUCGAAAUCCUUCAUGAAGGCCAGCUCACGACAGGAGUUCAUGAAGCUGCCACUGCAACAGGUGAAGAAGAUCGACCGCUGGGACUCGCUGCGGGGCUCCACCUCCGACACCUUUACCGAGGAGACCUUCGGCCCCCUGUCCAAUGUCAGGUUUGCGGUCUUCGCCCUGGGCUCCUCGGCCUAUCCGAAUUUCUGCGCCUUUGGCCAGUAUGUGGACAACAUCCUGGGCGAGCUGGGUGGCGAGCGACUGCUGAGGGUGGCCUACGGCGACGAGAUGUGCGGCCAGGAGCAGUCAUUCCGGAAAUGGGCGCCCGAGGUUUUCAAGCUUGCUUGUGAAACAUUCUGCCUGGAUCCCGAGGAGAGUCUUACGGAUGCCUCCCUGGCGCUGCAAAACGAUUCCCUGACCGUAAACACAGUACGACUGGUGCCAUCUGUGAACAAGGGCACCCUGGACAGCAGUCUGUCCAAGUACCACAACAAGAAGGUUCACUGUUGCAAGAUCAAGACGCAGCCUCAUAACCUGACCAGGCUGAGUGAGGGAGCCAAGACAACGAUGCUACUGGAGAUCUGUGCUCCUGGCUUGGACUACGAACCGGGUGAUCAUGUGGGCAUCUUUCCCGCCAACCGGGCUGAAUUGGUCAAUGGACUGCUGGAGCGUCUGGUGGGUGUUGAGAAUCCCGACGAGGUACUGCAGCUACAGCUGUUGAAGGAGAAGCAGACCUCGAAUGGGAUAUUCAAGUGCUGGGAGCCACAUGACAAAAUUCCGCCAGAUACUUUAAGGAUUUUGCUUUCCCGAUUCUUUGAUCUGACCACUCCGCCAUCCCGACAACUGCUGACCCUCCUAUCGGGAUUCUGUGACGACGUGGCGGACAAAGAGCGACUGGAGCUGCUCGUGAAUGACUCCUCUGCAUAUGAGGACUGGCGGCACUGGCGCCUGCCCCACCUGCUUGAUGUCCUGGAGGAGUUCCCCUCCUGCCGACCACCAGCCCCGCUACUCCUGGCCCAACUGACGCCGCUGCAGCCGCGCUUCUACUCGAUCUCCUCGUCCCCUCGCCGGGUGAGCGACGAGAUCCACCUGACAGUGGCCAUCGUGAAGUAUCGAUGCGAGGACGGAGAGGGCGAUGAGCGGUACGGCGUCUGCUCCAACUACCUGUCGGGCCUCCGGGCAGACGAUGAACUCUUCAUGUUCGUGCGCAGUGCCCUGGGCUUCCACCUGCCCAGCGACCGAAGUAGCCCCAUCAUCCUUAUUGGCCCUGGCACUGGAAUUGCUCCCUUCCGAUCCUUUUGGCAGGAGUUUCAGGUUCUUCGGGAAUUAGAUCCUGUAUUGCCGUUGCCCAAAAUGUGGCUCUUCUUUGGCUGUCGGAAUCGGGAUGUGGACUUGUAUGCCGAGGAGAAGGCGCUGCUAGAGAAUGAGAAGAUCCUAGAUCGAGUUUUCCUGGCUCUGUCCCGCGAGCAGGCCAUUCCAAAGACAUAUGUGCAGGACCUGAUUGAGCAGGAAUUUGAUUCGUUGUACCAAUUGAUUGUCCAGGAGAAAGGACACAUCUACGUCUGCGGCGAUGUCACAAUGGCCGAGCAUGUGUACCAGACCAUCAGGAAGUGCAUUGCCGGCAAGGAGCAGAAAACCGAGGCGGAAGUCGAGACAUUUUUGCUCACACUGCGGGACGAGAGUCGUUACCACGAGGACAUCUUUGGCAUCACACUGAGAACGGCCGAGAUACACACCAAGUCGAGGGCCACGGCCAGGAUCCGCAUGGCCUCGCAGCCAUAAUGGCUUCAACGCACUAAUCAAAAUAUUAAAGAUGAUAUUUUUAAAUAACUGACGAAUACCAAAUACAUUUAACUUUUAUUUCUUUCACACUUAAAAGCAAUUAAAUAUUAUCGCUUUGUUCAUUACUUAUACAUAUAAAUAACAUUUAAAAGAUAUUACAUUUUAUUAUUGAUUCUCCUGUACAAAUCAAAUCAGAAAUCAAAAAAUUCUAAGUGUUGAAUAUAUUUCAAAUAAACGAAUUCCAAAAAAGAAACAUAAACAGUGGAUUAGUCAAAUGGCAUUUCCAAUUCUGGCAUUUCCAGCAAUGGCCGUGGGGCUAAGCGGCUUAAACCGUCUGAAAGGAAAGUGGAAUGCGGGCCAAUUGAUUUCUCUUGGCAAAUUGUGCAGAAAAUGCAAUUUAUAAAAUAAAUACUCAUUUCCCUUUUUUUUUGUCUGCCGACGAGUU